Messenger RNA from Cylicocyclus nassatus, 582 nucleotides. Lineage: Eukaryota; Metazoa; Nematoda; Chromadorea; Rhabditida; Strongylidae. The record is from the annotation of a GenBank genome assembly.
GGUUUAUUAAUGCUGUAAUGUUGCUAGCAUUAUGCCAGAUGGUACGAAUGACCGAAAAUUUCGCUGCCUUUAUGGUACGACACACGCAUCGCUUGUCACAAAAUUCAUUGUUGCGUACAUUGCGAUUGAAUGCAUUCUACUGAUGCAACUGCCACUUCCACCAUAUACGUUUAUCAUCUCUCUAUUCGGGUUCGCUAUCUGUACAUGCACUGUGAUUGCGAUAAUUAUCAGAAGUUCACGCCUAUUGAUGCCUUUGUACUUUUUUGUUGUCGGUUCCAUAUUUUUCUUGUUUUUUCUCGGUGGUUAUUAUUUCUAUGUGAAUAUUUUUCAUAAGGAUAUUGUUAUAGCAGCAUUUGGUGAAAAAUUCGACGAAUAUUCAUGGAUUGCUCACUUAUUGGAUGUGUUACUGUUGAUGUUACAUUAUUGGCAGCUUGGUGUCAUUUCAAAAUGUCGACGUUUUUAUCAAUACAUACGUGUAGAAGACAAACAGCCACUGGAACUCCAAUUACGAAGUGAAACUAAGGAGGAGUUUGCCUGAUACAAACUAUAAAAUAAAGAUUUGCGCCAGAUCUUAUUCCCAAG